CGCCGGAGCGGCAAGAUCAGCAUCAGUGGAGAUGACAUUGAAAGAGCAGCGGAAGAGAAAGUCUUGGGCCCCAGGGCUCAAGGCAGCACUGAGCCAGACCUGACCAAGAAGGAGUCAGACAAGGAGUCCAAGCGGAAGGAUGUGAUUGUGGAAUUCUUCACCACGUCCAGCGAAAACACCUACAAAGUGGUGGAGCACUUGAAGAAGUCCAAGCUGCGGAAACCGGAGAAAUAUUAUGUGGGAAAACUGAAAAGCAGUUCUCUGCCUUCUUAUGUGGAGGAAGUGUAUCUGUCAGAGGCUUUCUUUAGAGAUGUCAGAAGACAUCUCCGACUCCAGUUCUUUGAACACCUGGAGCAGUGGUUUGAUGACACCCUAGCCAGCACCUGGGUCGUGGUGGUGGUGAAGAAGGAAGAGCUCAGUGCCGAGCUGCAGCUGCGCCUCCAUCUUCACGAACCCCGGAGGGAACGUAUCGAGAAGGAUGUCUACAACGUCAGGAUGGCGGAGCUACGGAUUCACAGCGACCGCUUGAAGCGUCACUGCGCCGCCUUGAUUGAGGCGCUGAAUAAAGAGAGAGGCGCCUUCUUCAAGAUCCGAGAAGACCACAACGCGGUCAGCAAAUCCUUCCGAAACCGAAUCCAAGAGAUGGAGAAAGUCUUCCAGACGGAAAGCCGGGCGGAAAAGGUGAUGGCCCUGAGCCGUAACCUCCACAUGGAGCUGCUGAACCACGUGGAAGUGCUCCAGGUCUCCAUGAGGAGUUACCGACAGUACCUGGAGGAAGCCCUGGGGAAGCUGCGAGAUUCUAACACGGAGUUCCUGAAAGCCUGCAGGCUCUUUGCAGACGGUGGCAACUUCUCCCCCGAGGAGCUGGAGAUCUUCAUGAAGCAGCUGCAGAAGGAGAACUCGCGGAUCGAGUUUGUCGAAGGGUUGAUCAUGAUCGACAUGGAGAAAGCAGAGACCGGCUACCUGGAGCAGGCUACGGAAACGAUCACCAAGUUCGAGAACAGGUUUCGUUACCUGGCUAUGGACCGAGUCUUCCUGGAGAGGAUCCAGCGGUUCCUGACCAAUAUUCAAGUGAAAAUCAAGACAGAGGUGGCCAAAUCCAACUGGCAGACCCAGACGUUGAACGACUACCUGAAGAAGCUCGUCCAGAGGAUCGAUGCCUGCGCCCACCCGAACGUGGACAAGGAAAGCAUCACUCCAGAAAAGCUUUAUGAGUUCACCAAGUCCGUCAUGGAAGAACUGAAGAAGAGAUGUAAAUAUCUCAACUGUCAGCUCCGGAUCCAGGAACAGGAGAUCACUUUCCUGCCGGUGGUUAUCGCCGAGGACUCCGUCGUGAGCUCCGCCCCAUCGGAUGUGUCCCUCCCGGAGAGCCGGGUCAUCGUGAUGGGCAUGGACUACACGCCUGUCCUGAAUCCGAGCAGAAUGGGGAAACCGGCCUUCGAUGACGCGUCCUUCGGCCUCAUCCGAAACCUCACCGGGUUUGUGCGUGGGAAAAAGAUGAUAGAGGCUCAGCAUGAAAGGGACCUCGCAGGACUGCCUGGGACAGACCGAGGAGAGAUUCCCAACCCAGCUUUCCCGUCCUUGUUCAGUGGGGGCGGCCACCGUGAAAGCCUUUCCUUGGGAGCAGCCUAUUUGCUGUCCAAGAAAUCUAGUUCCAUCACCAAGGCCUCGGGAAGCGGGAACUCCAUCCAAAAAUACACCAGGCUUACUAAAGCCGACAGGAAGUUGCUGAUUUUCGGAGGCCAGCCAAAAGAGACAGAUCCGGAUUACUUUACCGGCAUCGUCUUCAGCAUCCUGUGGGACAAUUUUGAUAACAUCAUGAACGUCGCUGAGGAAUUCUACAAAAAGGACAAGCAUCAGAUUACGAAACCGGACUGUCUGCAGGAAACCUACGACCUGUGCAUCGAUGCUUUAGGCCAGAAGAUGCUGACCUACCUUUUCCAAUCCGACGAGUACCACAUCGCUUGCAUCUCUGAGUUCCGGGUUCAGCUGAAGACCUUUGAGGAAGAGCUGCCUCGGGUCGUCUGUCUGGCCAUCGGCAAAAUCCUCAAGGACCACGAACAGUUCCUUGCCGAAUCCACGGAACAGAUCCGGGGUCACCUGCAGGACCAGCUGAAAAAAUGGACCGCUAUCAAAGACAAGAACAUGGCCCAAUUGCACACCAGUUUGGGGCACCCAGACAAUAUCCCGGUGCUGGAAGCCUUGUGCCAAGAGGAAGAGAAAAGGCAGGAGGAGCAAGUGGAGAGCAUCCUCAUCUGCACCAGGAAGCUGGAGGUCUGCGUCACCGAGUGCGCCCAAAGGUUCGUCUCUACCUUGGCCGCUUGCACCGAGACCAUCCUGAUGGAGCUGGACAACAGCCUCACCAUUGAUGAUGUCCAAGUAGGAAAGACGGAAAAAGUCCGGGAGAAAACCAUCACGCUGAUCCGUCGUAAAAAGGCCGGACUCUCCUUAGAAGUGGAAGAACAGAAACUGGUGGCGGAGCGAGGCAGCAGAACCUGGCCUGGCAUCCCGCAAACCACCAACCCGAGUCUCCCGGAUCGGAUUAUCUUUCCGGAAACGGCGUCCGUGACCACAGCCAAAACCACGCUGGGCCACGUCGCUGCGGUGGAAGAGAGAGACGCCGUUUACACGAAAUUCAAGGAAACGCUGAAGAUGGAAUUUGCCCGGAUUCAGGAGGAAAACACAGCCCACCUGAUGAAAACCCAACACUGGGCCCAUUGGUGGAAGAAGUCUGUGCAAAAAAUCAAACAACUCUACUAUUCGUGAACCAGUUUAAUUUCCCCCUCUCUCCCCCUUCUCCUCAUUUGUGCAAUAUCGGUGUGUCCUUUAGAGCUGUCGGAAAAGAAAAA
Messenger RNA from Pseudonaja textilis, 2849 nucleotides. It is a transcript of the gene CCDC180, whose product is annotated as coiled-coil domain containing 180. NCBI's taxonomy places the organism in Eukaryota, Metazoa, Chordata, Lepidosauria, Squamata, Elapidae. The record is from RefSeq and is a predicted model, not a curated record.